Molecule: messenger RNA, 768 nt
Organism: Symbiodinium sp. CCMP2592
Lineage: Eukaryota; Dinophyceae; Suessiales; Symbiodiniaceae
Source: the annotation of a GenBank genome assembly
AUGCUGCCUCACCGGGUGCUCCGAUCUCGCUGGGCGCCGUGGUGGCCCGCGCUUUCAGUUUCGAUCCUGGCCCUUCUCAUCCUUCUCUGCCAUGUCACGGCGCUGCUCAGCGGGAAGUGCGACCGUGAGCAAGAUGGAAGGGUGGAGCGGGCCUACAUCACGGAGAUCAGCCUAACUACCGAGACGCCCCCAGAGAGCUACAUCUGGACCUUGGGGGUCAUCCUCACCUGGAUCCUCUUCCUUGGCCCCGUGGCUGGGCUCCUUCAUGAGGUUCUCUGGGAGUACCCGCUGGGCUAUGUCUUGGCUCUGCCAGUGCUUCUGGCGGAGGCCCUCCUGGUUUUUGGCACUCUCUGCCUGAUGGGCCUGGCAACGAUUACGAAUCAGGGAACAUUCCUGGAGAUGGAGAACCAGAUCGAGGAUGGCCACGCCAUCCACCAGCAGCUUGCCAAUGCCUUCUUCCUCUGCUGCUACAUGCAUGGAGCCCUUGUGGUUUUCCUGCAGGGCAUGCGCUGGAAGCGUCAUUCUUUGCUGGAGAGGAGAUCUCUCGUUUUCAAGGCCUCGACCUUGAUUUUCUUGGCUCUCUCGGUGACGGGGGUGUUGCCUUGGCUUGUCAUGGAGCUGAUCCCGGCGCUGCGGACCCCAAUGGUCCGGGAACUGAAUCGCCGCGGCUUGACCCAACGAUUGGUCGUGUUGGGAAUCAUGGCUUUCGUGGGAAGUUACUCCAUGGAGUUGCUGGCGCUGCGCCGGCGUCUGACCUGCACGGGCUGA